AUGCUCAACGGCGCCGCCGACUCCCGCGGCUCCUCCAGCAAUGGGACGUCGUACGUGAACGGCAACGGCCCCCUUUCCCACCGCCUCAAGAUGGACCGCAAGCAAUCGAGCCCCAUGGCCCCGGCCUUUAUGGUGUCCGCGCCGGGCAAGGUCAUUGUGUUUGGCGAGCACUCGGUCGUCCACGGCAAGGCUGCCAUUGCCGCUGCCAUCUCCCUUCGCUCGUACCUCCACGUCACGACCCUCUCCAAGUCGAAGCGGACCGUCUCGCUGCGAUUCCCCGACAUAGACCUCAUCCAUACCUGGAACAUUGACGACUUGCCGUGGAAUGUCUUCCAACAACCCUCCAAGAAGAAGUCGUACUACUCCCUCGUCACCGAGCUCGACCCCGAACUCGUCUCCGCCCUGCAGCCGCACAUUGGCGUCGUGGGCGCCGACCUGCCCGAUGAGAUUCGCAAGGUCCAGCGUAACUCCGCCUUCGCCUUCCUCUACCUUUUCCUCUCGCUCGGGUCGCCGUCCUUCCCCGGAUGCCUGUAUACCCUCCGAUCCACGAUACCAGUCAGCGCCGGCCUCGGGAGCAGCGCGUCCGUGUCCGUCUGUCUGUCCGCCGCCCUGCUCAUCCAGCUGCGGACGUUGUCUGGGCCGCACCCGGACCAGCCACACGAAGAGGCGCGGCUGCAGAUCGAGCGCAUCAACAGGUGGGCCUUUGUCGCCGAGAUGUGCAUCCACGGUAACCCAUCGGGCGUGGACAACACUGUCGCGACCCAGGGCAAGGCCGUCGUCUUUCGGCGGACAGACUAUAAUGAGCCCCCGUCGGUGCGACCGCUGUGGGACUUUCCCGAGCUCUCCCUCCUGCUGGUCGACACGCGGCAACCCAAGUCGACCGAGCACGAGGUCGCAAAGGUCCUCAAGCUCAAGGAGACGCACCCUAAGCUGGUGGGCACCAUCCUGGAAGCGAUGGAUAAGGUCACCGGGAGUGCGGCCGAGCUCAUCGAGCACGAUGACUUUGAUGAGGAGGAGGAAGAGUCGCUGAGGCGGGUGGGCGAGCUCAUGACCAUCAACCACGGCCUGUUGGUCUCGCUGGGCGUGUCACAUCCCCGUCUGGAGAGGGUGAGGGAGCUGGUCGACCACCAGGGCAUCGGGUGGACCAAGCUGACGGGUGCCGGUGGCGGCGGGUGCUCCAUCACACUCAUGCGACCAAACGUGUCUCCGGAGAAGCUGCGCCGGCUCGAGAAGCAGCUCGUGGACGAAAACUACCAAAAGUUUGAGACGACUCUGGGCGGCGAUGGCGUCGGCGUGCUCUGGCCGGCGGUCCUGAAGAACGGCACCGAGGAGGACCGAGAGGGCGGCAUGGAGAUUGAUGUCGAAAAGUUUCUCAACGCCGAGGGGACCAAGGGCGUAGAGAGCCUGGUCGGCGUCCACGGCGACGGCGGCGAGCGCGAGGGCUGGAAGUUUUGGCGCGUCGAGAACCGGUAG
Molecule: messenger RNA, 1473 nt
Organism: Purpureocillium lilacinum
Lineage: Eukaryota; Fungi; Ascomycota; Sordariomycetes; Hypocreales; Ophiocordycipitaceae
Product: mevalonate kinase
Biological process (GO): ergosterol biosynthetic process; isopentenyl diphosphate biosynthetic process, mevalonate pathway; isoprenoid biosynthetic process
Cellular component (GO): cytoplasm; cytosol
Molecular function (GO): ATP binding; mevalonate kinase activity
Source: RefSeq, a predicted model, not a curated record